Penicillium crustosum is the source of this 1566-nucleotide messenger RNA. Its product is annotated as cytochrome P450. Gene Ontology annotation, molecular function: oxidoreductase activity, acting on paired donors, with incorporation or reduction of molecular oxygen; monooxygenase activity; heme binding. The transcript has 5 exons. NCBI's taxonomy places the organism in Eukaryota, Fungi, Ascomycota, Eurotiomycetes, Eurotiales, Aspergillaceae. The record is from RefSeq and is a predicted model, not a curated record. The coding region runs from base 1 to 1566 and encodes 521 amino acids.
AUGUAUUGGGCAACCUCGGGCCCUGGGUUUUGGAGCGCGGCUGCAGGAUGCCUUUUCCUAGUCUGGGCCACCUACAGCAUCAUCUAUGCCUUCUGCUUGUCCCCUCUGCGUCACUUUCCCGGUCCCAAACUGUGGGCCAUAUCUCGUAUCCCGUCCAAUAUCUCCGUCAUCAAUGGCCAAAACCACCUAGACAUUCUGGCACUUCACAAGAAGUACGGUCCCAUCCUGCGCCUUGGACCCAAUGAGUUGGCCUUUAAUACAGCAGAGGCCUUUCGCGAUAUCUACGGCACCAGACCUGGUGGUUGCUUCCCCAAGAAUCGGAGCCACUAUAUAGCCCCUGCGAAUGGCGUCGAUCAUUUGGUCUGUGCGGUAGACCAUGCGACCCACGCAAGACAGAAACGGCUGCUAGCUUAUGCCUUCUCUGAGAAGGCUUUGAAAGAUCAAGAAGGUCUUAUCACAGGGUAUGUCGAUACCUUGAUCACAAAAUUACGGUCUCAAGUUCGGCAGGGGAUAACCGUCGUCGACAUUAAGAGUUGGAUGAACUUUACCACUUUUGAUAUCACCGGUGACCUCAUGUUUGGCGAGCCCUUCGACUGCCUGCAAGACAGCCAGCUUCAUCCGUGGAUUAAGUUGAUCUUUACCUCCAUGAAGGCUCUUGCCUAUAUUGGAGUUGUGAAUCAGUUCUCUAUGCUCAAGGGCCUCUUGGACCUGUUCCUUCCCGGAGAAGUCAAGCGCGUUGGUCAGGAACACUUUUAUCUGAGCGCGCAGAAGGUUGAUCGUCGCUUGGAGUCUAAUAUAGCACGGCCAGACUUUAUGUCUGCUAUUCUCCAGCAUGGGCUGAGCGAGGAAAAGGGCCAAUAUCGCGAGAGCGAGCGUAUUAUGACUCGGGCUGAGAUUCAUUCUAAUGGUUUUAUUUUAAUCGUGGCAGGGAGCGAAACAUCCGCAACCCUCUUAUCUGGCUGCAUCUUUUACCUGUGUACAGCUCCCCAUGUCAUGAGCCGACUCAUCGCCGAGAUCCGCUCCACCUUCAAACAGGAAAGUGACAUCACUUUCCGCGCCGUGGAAGAACUCAAGUACAUGAACGCUGUCAUUGAGGAGUCGCUGCGUAUCUACCCGCCCUUUGUGACGAGUCUGUCGCGCCUCGUACCGCAAGGUGGAGCAGCCGUGGAUGGCCAUUUUCUCCCUGGAGAGACUGCUGUGGCAUGUCACCAUUACGCUUCCUACCACUCCGAGUCCAACUUCACCUUCCCAGACAAGUUCAUUCCAGAGCGCUGGCUAGACUCAGACCCAGUCUUUAAGAAUGAUAAGAAAGAUGUUUUGCAGCCAUUCAGCCUUGGGCCGCGCGUCUGCCUUGGAAAACAUCUAGCAAACUGCGAAAUCCGCCUUAUCCUCUGCAAACUCCUCUAUCACUUCGACAUAACCUUACGCCCAGAGAGUGCCAACUGGGCUGACCAGAAAGUUUAUUUCCUCUGGGAUAAGCCGGCUCUCAUGGUGACACUAAAAGACCGGUUUCCUGAAGCCGGAAUGUCGAGCUCUCAGGAACCCAUGAACCUGUUCUCAGGGUGA